Microthlaspi erraticum is the source of this 1041-nucleotide messenger RNA. Lineage: Eukaryota; Viridiplantae; Streptophyta; Magnoliopsida; Brassicales; Brassicaceae. The record is from the annotation of a GenBank genome assembly.
AUGGUCUUGGUAGUGUCGUAUGUGUUCCUAGUUCUAACCAUUCUUUCCAUGGAUCUAAGGAUCUCUCAAGCCACAUCUCGUGUCACUUUUCACGAGCCAUCAAUUGCUGACUACCACCAACAAUGGAUGAUCCAAUUCUCUAGAGUUUAUAACGAUGACCUCGAGAAACAGAUGAGGCUUAAAGUGUUUGAGAAAAACUUGAAAUUCAUUGAGAACUUCAAUAAUAAUGGGAAUCAAACCUACAAACUUGGUGUCAACGAAUUCACGGAUUGGACCGAAGAGGAGUUCCUUGCCACCCACACCGGUCUCAAUAGCAUUAACCUAACUUCACCAUCUGAACAGGUUGAUGAAACAAUUUCAUCUUGGAAUUGGAACGUUAGUAACGUGGUCGCCGCAAGAAAAGACUGGACAAAGGAAGGAGCUGUGACGCCCGUCAAAUCGCAAGGAGGAUGUAAUGCUUGUUGGGCGUUCUCAGCGAUUGCAGCGGUCGAGGGUCUGACAAAGAUUGCACGAGGAAACCUCAUAUCACUGUCCGAACAGCAGCUUGUAGAUUGCGACAGAUCACGUAACUAUGGUUGCAAGGGUGGAUCAAUGGAAGAAGCUUUCAGGUACAUGGCACAAAGCGGAGGCGUUUCUUCAGAGAACGCAUACCCUUUCCAAGUGAAAGACGGGACUUGCCGGUCCAGCAUCAAACCGGUCAUGAAGAUCAGAGGGUUCCAAAGGGUUCCACAAAACAACGAGCAUGCAUUGCUCCAGGCCGUAUCGAAGCAGCCUGUCUCGGUGAGCAUUGACGCAAGCGCGGCCAGCUUCUUCCAUUACGCUGGGGGAGUGUACAAUGCUCGUGACUGUGGGGCCAACGUGAAUCAUGCAGUGACGUUUGUUGGGUACGGCACGAGCGAGCAAGGGAUCAAGUACUGGCUGGCUAAAAACUCUUGGGGUAAGACUUGGGGAGAGAACGGUUUCAUUAGACUCCGUAGAGAUGUGGAGUGGCCUCAAGGCAUGUGUGGUAUAGCUCAGUGGGCUUCUCUUCCUUAUGUGUGA